Messenger RNA from Nipponia nippon (crested ibis), 2223 nucleotides. Lineage: Eukaryota; Metazoa; Chordata; Aves; Pelecaniformes; Threskiornithidae. The record is from RefSeq and is a predicted model, not a curated record.
ACCAUGUUGCGCUCCUGGCGCGUGAAGCUGAAGCUGCUGCUCGCCACGGUGACCCUGGCCAUCCUCCUCUCCUGGCUCUACCUGUUUGUGGGCAGCCUUGAAUAUGGCCGCUUCCUCCUGCUGCCGCCCUGCCUGGGCGAGCAGCCGAGCCGGGACGUGGAGCGGGAGGCGCUGGCCUCAAGGGUGCGCAGGGUGGAGGAGGAGAACCAGCAGCUCCGUCUGCAGCUCAGCCAGGUGCAGGCGGAGGGCAGCGAUGGCAGCCCGCAGUGGGGGGCCUCUGCCGAGGACGGGGAACCCCCCAGGGGUGCAGAGAGGAGCAACCGCACGGCCUGCCCCAAGCAGCGGACGGUGCACAAGUGUGAGCUCCUGCACGUUGCGAUUGUGUGUGCCGGGCACAACGCGAGCCGGGAUGUGGUCACCCUGGUGAAAUCCAUCCUCUUCCACAGGAAAAACCCCCUCCACUUUCACUUCAUCACGGACUCGGUGGCCCACCAGAUCCGAUGACUUGAAGGCAGGCACUUGCCCCCCCUUUGCCCUGUCCCAAUCCAGUGCCGUGUCGCCUUGCAGCCGGAGGUGUCGUGGAUCCCCAACAAGCACUACUCUGGCAUCUACGGGCUGAUGAAGCUGACGCUUACCAAGGCACUGCCCUCCAACCUCUCCAAGGUCAUCGUCUUGGACACCGACAUCACCUUCGCCACUGACAUCGCUGAGCUCUGGGCUGUCUUCGGGAAGUUUUCUGACAAGCAGGUGAUUGGGCUGGUGGAGAACCAAAGCGACUGGUAUUUGGGCAACCUGUGGAAGAACCACAAACCGUGGCCAGCCCUGGGACGUGGCUUCAACACGGGGGUGAUCCUGCUCCUGCUCGACCGCCUGCGUCGCCUGGGCUGGGAGCAGAUGUGGCGGCUGACGGCGGAGCGGGAGCUCAUGAGCAUGCUCUCCACCUCGCUGGCUGAUCAGGACAUCUUUAACGCAGUGAUCAAGCAGGACCCAGCCUUGGUAUACCGGCUCCCCUGCUUCUGGAACGUCCAGCUCUCUGAUCACACCCGCUCGGAGCAGUGCUACACCGAGGUCUCGGAUCUCAAGGUGAUCCACUGGAACUCGCCCAAGAAGCUGCGGGUGAAGAACAAGCACGUUGAAUUCUUCCGCAACCUCUACCUGACCUUCCUGGAGUACGACGGGAACCUGCUGCGCAGGGAGCUCUUCGGCUGUGCCAGUCUCCCCAGCCCACCCAGCGACCAGCUGCAGCAGGCACUGGAGGAGCUGGAUGAGGAUGAUCCCUGCUACGAUUUCCGCCGGCAGCACCUCACGCAGCACCGUGUCCACCUGUUCUUCCUGCAGUACGAGUUCCUGGCCCUUCCCAACCCCACCGAUGUCACCCUCGUGGCCCAGCUCUCCAUGGACAGGUUACAGAUGUUGGAGGCCAUCUGCAAACACUGGGCGGGCCCCAUCAGCCUGGCGCUGUACAUGUCGGACGCAGAGGCUCAGCAGUUCCUGCGCUACGCCCAGGCCUCAGAGGUGCUGAGCGCCCGUCGCAAUGUCGCCUACCACAUUGUCUACAAGGAGGGGCAGUUCUACCCCAUCAACCUCCUGCGUAACGUGGCGUUGGCCAACACGCAGACGCCAUACGUCUUUCUGACAGACAUUGACUUCCUGCCUAUGUAUGGCCUCUACGAUUACCUCAGGAACUCCAUCCAGCAGCUGGAUCUGCCCCAGAGGAAGGCAGCUCUCAUCGUGCCAGCAUUCGAGACCCUGCACUACCGUUUGAUCUUCCCCAAAUCCAAAGCAGAGCUGCUCUCCAUGCUGGACAUGGGCUCCCUCUACACCUUCAGGUACCACGUGUGGCCAAAAGGCCAUGCCCCAACUGACUACGCCAAGUGGCGGACGGCCACCGUGCCAUACCGUGUGGCAUGGCAGCCAGACUUCGAGCCUUACGUUGUAGUGAGGCGAGACUGCCCCAAGUACGACCAGAGGUUCGUGGGCUUCGGCUGGAACAAGGUGUCCCACAUCAUGGAGCUGGAUGCGCAGGAGUAUGAGCUGCUGGUCCUGCCCAACGCCUUCAUGAUCCACAUGCCCCAUGCCCCCAGCUUUGACAUCUCCAAGUUUCGCCUGAGCGCAGGGUACCGGGGCUGCCUCCAGACACUGCGGGAGGAGUUCCACCAGGACCUGUCGCGGCGGUACGGGGCUGCUGCGCUCAAAUACCUCACCGCUGAGAGGAGCCUGUGA